Parastagonospora nodorum SN15 is the source of this 138-nucleotide messenger RNA. RefSeq lists its product as hypothetical. Bases 1 to 138 code for a protein of 45 amino acids. The record is from RefSeq and is a predicted model, not a curated record. The transcript is spliced from 2 exons. Lineage: Eukaryota; Fungi; Ascomycota; Dothideomycetes; Pleosporales; Phaeosphaeriaceae.
AUGGCUGAUUCUUCAAUUUGGUCGUCAGAAAUGGGCACUUGGGACAAUUCUCUUCGUCCCCGUGACAAUUGUGAGCCAUUUGCGGAUGUCCACACUCUUUCGACCGCUCGCAUGCAAACCGACACGGAGGUGGCUUAG